ACAGAAGAAAAAGUUCCUGACCUUACUACUGAAAGUCAGUGUGUAGAUAGAGAGAAUGAUGCAGCUCUUAGGGUUACUAAACCUUGCAACAUAAACAAAAUAUCAACCAAUAUUUCCGCAUUUGAACCUUUGAAAGAUAUUUCUAAAGAAAAAGUGUCUCACACAAAGACUUCUGUUAUUGGCCAAGUUGACAUGUCUGUAUUAACUACAGCAAUUGUGUCUGAGGAUGAUCAGAUGCAAGUAGGGUUAACUGUUUUGAAUGGUUCAGUAAAUUCCCCAGAUAAUAACAAUGUUAUGGUUCCAGCAAAAUCUCCCUCUUCUAUUCUAAGCGAGCCCAUAAAGAAAACUGGUAAUGUUAAUGAGAACUCUAUAAGCCCUAGGCAGAUCACACAAACCGGCAGCAAGUCAGAUGAAUGGAGAGUUAAAGUGAUCCUUCAAUCUGACAAAUUGCCUUCUGGGAAGUACAAAUGUAAGCGCUGCGACUACAAAGCUUCAGAAAAAUUAUCCAUCGAGUCUCAUAUAUAUAGUCAUAUUCCAGGUGUUCAGUUUCGCUGUGCAUAUUGUGAUUGUGAAUUCAGUUCAAUGACAGCCACAUGGUCUCAUCUAAAGAAUUUCCAUGCCAUCAGCGAGGCAAAGCUUUGCAUAAGUCGCCACAUUGAGGAGAAGUGCUUCUAUGAAAAGGAGGAUGUGGUCUUCUCAGAAGAGAGCACCCACACCAGUUCAUCACAGCCAACAAAUAUUAACCCAGGGGGUCAGUCACCACCCGUUAUAAUAUCUGUGCUUGUCAGCGGAACUGUGAAUGCCUCUAGGAGUGCAAGAUCCGGGGCUCCACGUCGGUUCGUCUGUACACACUGUGGCUUCUCCACCAAUGUCAAGGAAGAUGCAGAGCACCACACAUCAGACCUUCACAAAUCUCACAAUCUGUUUGCCUGCCUUCUGUGCAAUGAAAACAUUUUCUCAUCUGAGGCGGAGAUAAAACAACAUAGUGCCGCUGUUCACCCGAAACGUCAGAGGACUUACGGCAAACUGCCAGACUUCUAUGAUGCUGAACAGCUCAACUCAAAGGGGAAAAGCCCCAACCAAGAGGAAAGAGACAACAUCUUUGAGAGGAUGAGCUCCAUAUUCCAAGGGGAUGAAACCCAGCAGGAGACAAAUGCCAUAGAUCAUCAUCAAAAAGCUAAAGAUUACCUUUACCUGCAGGAAGAAUGGAAAGAGAAGACCCGGGUGGAAGCAGAUAGUACGACUGCUGUGGACUUUAUGGAAGACACGCUUGCUGAACCGUCUACUACAGAAGGGCAGCUUUUGGUGGAUGGGUCUUCUACUGGCGAGGACAAGGUUUCUGAAAAUGAAGUUUCAGUGGAUGAAGUGUGCAUGAAAAGCUCC
Messenger RNA from Lymnaea stagnalis (great pond snail), 1383 nucleotides. The record is from the annotation of a GenBank genome assembly. NCBI's taxonomy places the organism in Eukaryota, Metazoa, Mollusca, Gastropoda, Lymnaeidae.